UUAAUAUGGUGUCCUGGAUAGACAUCUACCUCGUUCUUGAAGCGACACUGCCACUAUAUGUAGCUAUGAUACUAGCCUACAUAUCCAUAAAAUGGUGGAAGCUAUUCACCCCAGAGCAGUGCUCUGGGAUCAACAAAUUUGUGGCGAAGUUUUCUAUUCCUCUGCUCUCUUUUCAGGUCAUUUCCGCAACUAAUCCUUAUGACAUGAAUAUCAAGCUCAUAUACUCGGAUAUCCUACAAAAGUCGCUUGCCUUGCUGGGAUUUGCAGCCAUCUCAAAAGCAUGCUGUGCAGAGAAGUUUGAUUGGCUGAUUACAGGUUUUUCUUUAUCAACACUUCCCAAUACACUGAUUGUUGGCAUCCCCUUGCUGAGAGGAAUGUAUGGUGAGCAAGCUGUCAAGCUGCUAAGUCAGAUAGUAGUCCUCCAGAGCCUAAUUUGGUACACACUUCUUGUAUUUGUCUUUGAACUUCGGGCUGCUAAAGGAAUGGCUUCCACCACAUCAUCUGAAACUACAGCAGAAUCAACUUCUAGAGGACCUACACAGCAAAGAUUCGAAGAAGUUCAGGCAAAAGGUAUAUCAGCAAGAUGUUCUUGUGCCUUUCGCUUUAUGUUGGUGGUUGGUAAGAAGCUAGUGAUGAAUCCCAACAUAUAUGCAUGCCUGAUAGGUAUAAUUUGGGCACUGAUCAGCUUCAGGUGGCACAUAGAGUUACCGUUGAUUGUCAUAAACUCCAUAAGAAUACUCUCGGAUGGAGGGCUUGGAAUGGCAAUGUUCAGCCUAGGCCUUUUCACUGCUCUACAAACUAAAAUUAUAGCCUGUGGUGCUAAAAAGAUGCUACUAUCAUUAGCCAUAAGGUUCUUUCUAGGACCAGCCCUAAUGGGUAUCUCUUCUUAUGCUACCGGAAUGCGUGGUGCAUUGCUGAAGAUAGCCAUUGUACAGGCAGCUCUACCUCAAGGAAUAGUUCCAUUUGUGUUCGCCAAGGAGUAUAAUGUUCAUGCAGAUAUUCUGAGCACUGCGAUAAUUGUUGGCAUGAUGGUUGCAGUUCCUGUGGCACUGGCUUACUACUUCGCAAUGAUCAUUGCAGAUUCUACUCUAUAAUUAUUUGCUGGAGGAGCUAGCCUGAUUAUAUCCAUUUGAGAAAACAAUGAUGGCUUACUGUAGAGAAUAAAUUCAGUUGUGAGUGAAUAUAUUUUGCUAGACUGCAGACAUAUGUGCCCUUGGGUUUGUGGAGAACGGUGCUAAUGAUAUCUGAUCUGUAUCAAGUGAACAGUGAUCGGACAUUUCUCUUACGAUUUCAACUAUAAACAAUUCUUACU
Oryza brachyantha (malo sina) is the source of this 1312-nucleotide messenger RNA. RefSeq names its product probable auxin efflux carrier component 8. The transcript has 6 exons. Bases 6 to 1094 code for a protein of 362 amino acids. Gene Ontology annotation, cellular component: endoplasmic reticulum; plasma membrane. The record is from RefSeq and is a predicted model, not a curated record. Gene Ontology annotation, biological process: auxin export across the plasma membrane; auxin polar transport. Lineage: Eukaryota; Viridiplantae; Streptophyta; Magnoliopsida; Poales; Poaceae. Gene Ontology annotation, molecular function: auxin efflux transmembrane transporter activity.